AUGGGCAAGGAAGAGGACCGGUUCACUCCGGUUCAUGAGGGACACCGUGAACCGCUGUUUGUGACCAGGAGGAGAACCGGAGGAGUGAUUGCCUUCCGGGUUUUCGCGGCCUCUGUUUUCGGGUGUAUCUGCUGGAUUUGGUUCUACCGAUUCACCGUACCGGUAGAGAUUGAUGAGAACCGGACCGGUUUCGCUCGAUUAAUCUGGUUGGUUAUGCUUAGUUUGGAGAUUUGGUUCGGUUUGUAUUGGGUAAUCAUACAAUCUCUCCGGUGGAAUCCGGUUUCCCGACUCACCUUCGCCGAUAGACUCUCCCGUAGCUACGGAAGCGAUCUCCCAAGGCUCGACGUUUUCGUCUGCACGGCGGAUCCGGUGAUUGAGCCGCCGUUGAUGGUGGUCAACACAGUCCUAUCUGUGGCGGCUCUCGAUUACCCGCCUGACAAACUCGCCGUGUAUCUCUCGGACGACGGUGGCUCUGAGCUCACGUUCUAUGCUCUCGCGGAGGCAGCUGAGUUUGCUAAAGUUUGGGUUCCGUUCUGUAAGAAAUUCAACGUUGAGCCGAGAUCUCCUGCGGCUUACUUGUCUUCCAAGGCAAACGGUCUGGACUCUGCUGCUGCUGCUGCGGAGGUGGCUGAGCUGUAUAGAGAAAUGGCGGCAAGGAUUGAAACGGCGACGAAACUCAGGCGAGUACCAGAAGAGGCGCGGUUGAAGUACGGUGAUGGGUUUUCGCAGUGGGAUUCUGACGCUACUCAAAGAAACCAUGGAACCAUUCUUCAAAUUUUGGUAGACGGAAGAAAAGAUAAAACAGUGACAGUACCAACAUUGGUGUAUCUAUCGAGAGAGAAGAGACCUCAGCAUCAUCACAACUUCAAGGCUGGAUCCAUGAACGCAUUGAUAAGGGUGUCAUCAAAGAUCACGUGUGGGAAAUUCAUACUAAACCUGGACUGUGAUAUGUAUUCAAACAACUCAAAGUCAGCACGCGACGCACUCUGCAUCCUCCUUGAUGAGAAAGAGGGCAAAGAGAUUGCUUUCGUGCAGUUUCCGCAGUGUUAUAAUAACGUUACAAGGAAUGAUUUGUAUGGAAGCACCAUGCUAGUAAUAGCUGAUGUGGAGUUUAAUGGACUUGAUGGAAAUGGCGGACCGUUAUACGUUGGGACUGGCUGCUUUCACAGAAGAGAUGUCAUCUGUGGAAGAAACUAUGGAGUGGAAGAAAAAGAAUUCGAGGAAAUUCAAGAAGUUUCAGAGCCUGAGAUGAUUAAGGGUCUCGCGAGCUGCACUUAUGAUGAAAACUCUUUAUGGGGAAAAGAGAUGGGUUUGAAAUAUGGUUGCCCGGUAGAGGAUGUAAUAACCGGUUUAGCAAUUCAGUGUCGUGGAUGGAAAUCGGCGUACCUGACCCCAAAGAAGAAAGCUUUUGUUGGGGUAGCACCGACCAAUUUACAUCAGAUGCUUGUGCAGCAGAGGAGAUGGUCGGAAGGAGACUUUCAGAUUCUGCUCUCAGAGUAUAGUCCGGUUUGGUAUGGCCAAGGGAAGAUCGGUUUGGGACUGAUACUUGGUUAUUGUUGCUAUUGCCUUUGGGCUCCAAGUUCAGUACCUCUGCUUGUUUACUCUGUUUUGACUUGUCUCUGUCUCCUCAAAGGCAUUCCUCUGUUUCCAAAGGUCUGGAGCUCGUGGUUUAUCCCGUUUGGAUACGUGACUGUAGCAGUGAAUGCGUAUAGCCUAGCCGAGUUCUUGUGGUGCGGAGGGACGUUCCGGGGAUGGUGGAAUGAGCAAAGGAUGUGGCUUUAUAGAAGAACAAGCUCAUUUAUUUUCGGAUUCAUCGACACGAUUCUGAAGAAACUUGGGGUAUCGGAGUCUGCGUUUGUGAUCACAGCGAAAGUAGCAGAAGAAGAGGCAGCAGAGAGAUACGAGAAAGAGGUAAUGGAGUUUGGAGUGGAGUCUCCGAUGUUUGUCCUCCUGGGAACACUCGGGAUGCUCAAUCUCUUCUGCUUCGCCGCCGCAGUUAUGAGACUGAUGACUUUCAGAGACGGUGGAGAUUUUCAGACAAUGGGUUUGCAGUUUGUGAUAACAGGACUAAAUGUGGCUAUAAACUGGCCUUUGUACCAAGGUAUGUUGUUGAGGCAAGACAAAGGGAAGAUGCCAAUGAGCGUGACAGUUAAAUCAGUUGUCUUUGCUUUAUCAGCGUGUACCUGUAUCGCAUUUAUGUAA
Molecule: messenger RNA, 2202 nt
Organism: Microthlaspi erraticum
Lineage: Eukaryota; Viridiplantae; Streptophyta; Magnoliopsida; Brassicales; Brassicaceae
Source: the annotation of a GenBank genome assembly